Molecule: messenger RNA, 777 nt
Organism: Lecanosticta acicola
Lineage: Eukaryota; Fungi; Ascomycota; Dothideomycetes; Mycosphaerellales; Mycosphaerellaceae
Source: the annotation of a GenBank genome assembly
AUGGCUGCAAACGGGAUUACCGACGCCACAAAUGGCGUUUCGACGCAAAAGAAAGUCUUCUUCUUCGACAUAGACAACUGUCUAUAUCCAAAAACCUACAAGAUCCACGACCUAAUGUCAGAACUGAUCGACACCUACUUCCAAAAUCACCUCUCAUUAUCCAAAGAGGACGCCACAAUGCUCCACCAGCGUUACUACAAAGACUAUGGCUUGGCCAUCGAAGGACUGGUUCGCCACCACAAAGUCGAUCCAUUGGAAUACAAUGCCAAAGUUGACGAUGCGCUGCCACUUGAAGAUAUAAUCAAGCCUAAUCCGAAGCAGAGAAAGUUGCUUGAGGAUCUGGAUCGAACGAAGGUGAAGCCGUGGCUGUUUACGAAUGCGUACAUCAAUCACGGACGACGAGUGAUUAAAUUGCUUGGGAUUGAAGACUUGUUUGAGGGCAUCACGUACUGCGACUACGGAGCCGAAAAUCUGUUGUGUAAACCCGAGCCUGCCAUGUUUGCGAAAGCAAUGCGGGAAGCUGGCGUAGAAGACGUGUCGCAGUGUUACUUUGUUGGUAAGUUCAUCAUGGACGAGUACGGAAGUCGGAGCAUGUGACUGACCUUGGAACCAGACGAUUCGGCGUUGAAUUGCAGAGGCGGAAAAGCAUAUGGCUGGAAGACAGUGCACCUUGUCGAGCCGGAUGUGAAGCCUCCUCCCGAGCCAGCAUGUGAUCACACUAUUCAAAGUCUUGAAGAGCUACGCGGUCUCUUUCCAGACCUUUUUAAGGCGACGUGA